AAGCAAAAAGCAGAAGGGAGAGAGUAAGGUUCGUUUCGUUUCAGAAAGGUCCAAAAUAAAGCUGGUUUGCUAAAACCAUGAAGUGACUCAGACCGAUCUCAAGGAAAACUCAUCACAUUGGAGUCAUGUUGAGGGCUUACACACCCAUGGAGCUCCCGACGGCGCUGGCAGAAGUCACGGACACUUACUCCAACCAGAGCACCAGGAACCAGUCCCUGGAGGCCUGUUCCCGUGAGGGCGCUCUGAAGACAGCCGUGUUCCCUGUCCUCUACAGCGUCCUCUUCCUCCUGGGCGCGUCGCUCAACGGCCUGGCAGCGUGGGUGUUCCUCCGGAUCCCCAGCAAAUCUCACUUCAUCAUCUAUCUGAAGAACAUCGUUGUGGCUGAUAUUAUCAUGACCCUCACCUUCCCCUUUAAGAUCCUCGCCGAUGCAAACUUAGCAACUGUCGGCGUGCGUGUGUUUGUGUGCCGCGUGUCCUCUGUGCUGUUCUACCUCACCAUGUAUAUCAGCAUCUUGUUCUUCGGCCUGAUCAGCAUCGAUCGCUGCAGAAAGACCAUGUGGCCCUUCGUAGGCACCAGCCGUAGACGCCUGCUCCACAGAAAGCUCCUCUCGGCCUGCAUAUGGACCUCUCUGUUGGCUCUCGUGCUGCCCAACGUAAUCCUGACGAGCCGCCUCAAAACUUCGGGCCGCAUUAAGUGCAGCGACCUCAAGACCGAGCUGGGACUGAAGUGGCAUGAGGUGGUCAACCACGUGUGCCAGGUGAUCUUCUGGGGGAACCUUGUGACAGUGAUAAUAUGUUACACGCUCAUCUCAAAGGAGCUCUACAAGUCGUACGCCCGCACACGAGCUCAACACGAGGCCAGGCGAGGAGCGGAUGUUCCCCACAGGCCGCUCAACAAGAACAGCAUUCAGGCAAACGUGUUCCUGGUGUUGGCCGUCUUCUUUGUGUGCUUUGUUCCCUUCCACUUUGCCCGAGUGCCAUACACUAUUAGCCAGACACGAGGACAGAUGUUCAACUGCCAGCAGAAGCUGUUCUUCUUCCAGCUGAAGGAGAGCACGCUGUGGCUUACCUCCCUCAAUUCAGUGCUGGAUCCACUCAUCUACUUCUUCCUCUGCAAGUCGUUCCGGACAUCCCUGUUCAACACCCUGCGCCUGUCUCCCGGCCGCUGUGGGGAUCUCGGCUCCGACUCCACCAGCGCUCCUGUGGACAACACGCCGAUGUGAUGGACAAGCGCCCAGUCCUUCUGAUGUGCUUCUCCUACACUUCUACUCUACGCUGUAACAGCUACAUGAUGAAUCAAACCUUUUAACAACUUCCACUCUCUUUCAAGAACCUAAUUACCUCAACCUUGAUUCAAAUCAAGAGGUUUCACAUGUCAUGACUGGCUAGCGGAGGAAAGCAUGUCAGGAGAGAUCUCUUGCCUCUUGCAGGUGUGAUCUUGUUAAAAGCUUGUGUUGUGUUAAGAUAAGCAUACAUGUCCACCGAUGUCAUGUGCUAGUAGCAGAAGUACCUCUGAUCCUUACUAAUUUAUAAAGGCGUGUGAUGCGUAGUAUUUGUUGUCACUGACAAACCUUUAGUGCCAGGCAUCCAGACAUGCAAAAGUACUAACAUUUUUCAUGAUAAUGAAUCCAAGUAUUGUGGACAUCACACUAUUUCAGGUCAUGUUUAAAGACAUUACUGUAAUGAAGACACAGAUAAUAAUGAUUCUACAGCUCAAGGCUGUCAGUCAUUUCCAAGUCCAGUUCAUUGUGAAGUCAAUAUUUGUAAUAAAUAAACUACUACUGUAAAAAUAAAA
Messenger RNA from Rhinichthys klamathensis goyatoka, 1795 nucleotides. RefSeq names its product purinergic receptor P2Y12 (gene p2ry12). The record is from RefSeq and is a predicted model, not a curated record. Gene Ontology annotation, biological process: G protein-coupled receptor signaling pathway. The transcript has 2 exons. Gene Ontology annotation, cellular component: membrane. Lineage: Eukaryota; Metazoa; Chordata; Actinopteri; Cypriniformes; Leuciscidae. The coding region runs from base 126 to 1223 and encodes 365 amino acids. Gene Ontology annotation, molecular function: G protein-coupled purinergic nucleotide receptor activity.